AUGGCGCCCUCGCGAGGUCCUUCAUCCACGGCGGCGUCCAUACCGCCACCCUCAAAGGAGGCCUCAGCUUCAGCCUCAGCCGACAAUGACGAUUUCGCCGUGCAACAACAGAGUAACAGCGCGCUCCGUAACGCCAAACGCAACCUCAAUUUCUUGCUAUCGCCGGGCGCCCAUGGUGCGCCAGGCGAGCGACCAGCACGUCUGCGAACUCGGGCGCUCCUGCGCACGCUCCGGUACGUGACACAAUUCAUAUUCUGGCGGCUAGUGCGCUGGGCCAAAUACGUGGCGGUUGGCAGUCUCGUGGCCGCCGUGGGUGCGACAGCGUUCGGUAGUGCAAUUACUGGCGUGGCGUGGUUGGCCGCGCCACCGACAAUCGGCGCCAGUAUCAUCGCCGCGAGUGUUUGGGGUGUGGGCAAGUAUGUUGCCGGCCGAGCCCAUGCUAGGUGGAUGAAGAGUGGUGGGGAUGUGGGUGAGGAGAUCAGGGAGAGGGUGGAAGAUGACGGUGGUGUCAGAGGGGAGGGUGCAUAUGGCGUCGACAUGGGUCCUAGAGCUGUGCCGUGGUAG
Molecule: messenger RNA, 564 nt
Organism: Exophiala aquamarina CBS 119918
Lineage: Eukaryota; Fungi; Ascomycota; Eurotiomycetes; Chaetothyriales; Herpotrichiellaceae
Exons: 1
Coding region: 1-564 (187 amino acids)
Source: RefSeq, a predicted model, not a curated record